Messenger RNA from Penicillium alfredii, 1122 nucleotides. Its product is annotated as putative RNA binding protein Rnp24. NCBI's taxonomy places the organism in Eukaryota, Fungi, Ascomycota, Eurotiomycetes, Eurotiales, Aspergillaceae. The coding region runs from base 1 to 1122 and encodes 373 amino acids. The transcript has a single exon. The record is from RefSeq and is a predicted model, not a curated record. Gene Ontology annotation, molecular function: RNA binding.
AUGACUGAACUUGCCGACACUCAGAAAAAGCGCAAGCUGCAGGACGGCCCCGAGAUUGAAAUCGAUGUUUCGGCGCCGGAGCCCCAGUCAAAGAAAGCUCUGCGCAAGGCAAAAAAGCACAAGGCAGAGGGAACCGACACUGAAAAGCCCAAGGCGAACAAAACCGAAUCCACCGAAACCGAGUCCCAGGCCCCGGAAAAGCGUUCUGACUAUGGCAUCUGGAUUGGCAAUUUGUCGUUCUCAGUGACCAAGGAUGAUCUCCGCCGAUUCCUCACCAGCAAUUGUUCCUUUGCCGACACUACCAUCACUCGAAUUCACCUUCCCAAGGGGGUUGAAAAAUAUGGAAGGCCCCAAAAUAAAGGGUUUGCCUACGUCGAUUUCUCCACCCAGGCGGCUCUGCAGGAGGCACUGGGUCUGAGCGAGCAUCUAUUGACAGGCCGUCGUGUGCUGAUCAAGAAUGCAAAGAGCUUUGAGGGGCGGCCCGAAAAGUCCCGCGAUCACGGGGGCAAUGCGGCCGGCUCUGCGGCCAAGCCCGGUCAUGCUCCAUCCCGACGAAUCUUCGUGGGCAACUUGGGAUUUGAUGUCUCCAAAGAGGCCAUGGAGGAACAUUUUGGUCAAUGUGGAACACUGGCCAAUGUACAUAUGGCAACCUUCCAAGACACCGGGAAGUGCAAGGGGUAUGCUUGGGUGGAGUUUGAAGACCUCGCGGCCGCAGAAGCAGCUGUGAGGGGGUUCACCAUGGUCGACGAAGAAGAUGAGGAGGAAUCCGACGAUAGCAGCUCCGACUCGGACUCCUCGGACUCCGCGACACGAAAGCAGACCAAGCCCAAGAAGCCCCGACAGCGGAGGGUGUGGGUGAACCAGCUCAUGGGUCGGCGCAUGCGAAUGGAGUUUGCGGAGGACCCGACAACACGGUACAAGAAACGCUUCGGCAAAGAUAGCGAGGAGAAGAGGAAAGACCUUUCCACCGAGGCCAAUGAUAUUGCCGAUGAUUCAGGAUAUCAGCCCCGGGCCCGAAAGAUCAAACAACCCAUCGACGAAUCUCGAUAUUCCAAGCAAACGGUGCAAAAACUCAGCGGAGCCAUUGUGGAGUCCCAGGGCCGCAAAACCACAUUUGACUGA